AUGGCUACACUGCCCCUGCCGGUGAAGGUUUACGGCCCACCUUUAUCUCCUGCAGUGUCCAGGGUCCUUGUUUGUCUUCUGGAGAAGAAUGUACAAUUUCAGCUCGUCCCUGUCAACAUGGCCAAAGGCGAGCACAAAACUCCAGAUUACCUCAAAAUUCAGCCAUUUGGCCAAGUCCCGGCUUUUCAAGAUGAUAGCAUCAGUGUUUUCGAAUCCAGAGCUAUAUGUCGGUACGUGUGCGAUAAGUAUGCAAAUCAAGGAAACGAAUCUAUGUAUUCCAACAACCCUUUAGUGAAGGCAUCAAUUGAGCAAUGGAUAGAAUCCGAAGCACAGAAUUUCAACCCACCAAGCUCAAUCCUGGUUUUCCAGCUGCUUUUCGCCUCUCGAAUGGGUAUCAAACAAGACGAAAACGUGAUCAAAACAAAUAAAGAGAAGCUGUCAAAAGUGCUUGACGUUUAUGAGAAGAGGCUUAGCGAGAGUCCGUACUUAGCUGGGGAUGAGUUCACGCUGGCGGAUCUUUUCCACUUGCCUAACACGCAGUUUUUGGCUGGUGAAGAUGAGAUGUUUAGUACGACGAGGAAGAAUGUUGGCAGGUGGUGGGAUGAGAUCUCAAGCAGGGAGUCAUGGAAGAAAGUUGUUGAGAUGCAGAACCAAAAUUUCCCAGCUCCUAAGGUUUAA
Molecule: messenger RNA, 678 nt
Organism: Oldenlandia corymbosa var. corymbosa
Lineage: Eukaryota; Viridiplantae; Streptophyta; Magnoliopsida; Gentianales; Rubiaceae
Source: the annotation of a GenBank genome assembly